AAUAAAGAGAAUAUCAUUUUGCGAGCUCAAAGUGAUGUUGUAACUAGAUGGAACUCCACCUACAAUGCGUGGGUUUAUAUACAGAAUAAAGAGAAUAUCAUUUUGCGAGCUCAAAGUGAUGUUGUAACUAGAUUGAACUCCACCUACAAUAUAUGGGUUUAUAUGCUUGAGCUCAAGCUCUAUAUUGAAAUACUCGCAAGUUCUCUUACUGAUGAGUGGACUGUAGUCACUGGUAUUAUUAAAGUUUUAAAACCAUUUAAUGAUAUAACAAACUAUAUUUUAGGUAGUUUAUAUUCAACAAUGAGCAUUAUUUACCCGACUAUAAGUACUCUUCAUAAUGCUUUAUCAAAAGAAUAUGUAGAUGAAGAUCUUAGUAUUUACGAUACAGAUAAAGUAGAUUUUGAUACAAUGGAUAAUAUUAGCAUGUUUGACCUUGAGGAGGUAUUGGAUGAAAAUGAAGAAUUAGAACAAAUAAAAUCACUAGCUACAACUGCCUAUUUGAUUGAACUUAUUAAAAACAUAAUAUUUAAAUUAUUUGAAAGGUAUUAUAAG
Molecule: messenger RNA, 552 nt
Organism: Dentiscutata erythropus
Lineage: Eukaryota; Fungi; Glomeromycota; Glomeromycetes; Diversisporales; Gigasporaceae
Source: the annotation of a GenBank genome assembly